CAAAAGUUUCGAAUAAAAAAACGAUUCGAAAAUAGUUCAUCAAGUGUGGAGGUGGGAAAUCAACAAUCGAUCAAUGGCGGUCGAUAUUUUAGAUGAAGACCACUUCGCGGUGAGUGCAAUCGUCACCGUUGGUAUGCAAAUUAUAUUCUUCACAAUUGCGGCGACCUUCCAGCUGGACAAACUAACAGAUUUUGCCGGCGGCACGAACUUUAUCAUCCUCGCCCUUCUCACUUUCUUUCUCGGCCAAGUAGGCAAGCCUUAUGACAGUAGACAACUUAUGGUCACUAUAUUUGUUUGCUUGUGGGGUGUUCGUCUUUCUGGAUAUCUAUUAUAUCGGAUUAUUAAAAUUGGUCGCGAUAAAAGAUUUGAAGAUCGUCGCAGUAAUGUGAUUCGUUUUGCUGUAUUUUGGACAUUUCAGGCUGUAUGGGUCUAUGUUGUGAGUUUACCAGUAAUUAUCAUUAAUUCACCACGACACAAAAUACCACCAGCUCCUAAAACGAUGACAACAUUGGAUAGCACUGGUACGGGACUUUUCGUGACUGGUUUAUUAGCUGAAACUUAUGCCGAUUUGCAGAAAUUUUCUUUCAAACAAGAUCCAGUGAAUAAUGGCAAAUGGUGUAAUGACGGAUUAUGGAGAUUAUCCAGACACCCAAAUUAUUUUGGAGAAAUAGUAGUAUGGUGGGGUAUCUUUGUAAUAUCUUUGAAUGUAAUUGAAGGCAUUGAAUGGAUUGCUAUAGCUUCCCCAAUAUUCACUACUUUCAUCAUUCUAUUCUUAUCUGGAAUGCCUCUAUUGGAAAGAGCUUCCGAUGAGAGAUAUCGCGAUAAUGCCGAAUAUCGCUAUUACAAACUAUCUACAUCGCCAUUAAUACCAAUACCACCAUCCAUAUAUGUUGAAGUGCCUCAUUUCCUAAAAUUUCUUUUCUGUUGCGAAUUUCCACUUUAUGAUUCGUUAGAUGUAAAACCACGAUCAGCUGUCACUGAAUCAACAUCAAUAAGUCUUGCUGCGUCUACGUAGCUAUAGUCACACGCCGGACAACCGAAUUCGAAGUCCGGCGUGCAGUCAUCUAUGACUAGCACAGCCUUUUGAGGCUGUUAUGAUUCUUUGCAUUUUAUUGUUCGCAUCGUCUUUCAUUAUUCCACUCGGUUAAGAAUAAUAACUUAACUAGAGGUUAUGCAAAUAAAAUUCUACGUAAUUAGAAAUUGAAAUAAAUUGAAAAAGCAUAUAUUAUGUCAUUUAAACGUUAAUAUGUUGUGAUUGCAUUUUUUACAUUUUUUAAAUUGAAAAUGUUGAUGUUCUUUGUGAUUUGAGUUCAGAAAAUAUAUAAAAUGCUGUUAUACAAAAAAAGUAAAAAAUAUGUAAAAUAAUGAUUAUGAAAAUAGAUGCGUAUUACUAUAUUUUGCUAAUCUAUUAAAUGAAUUGAAAAAAUUUAUAUUUUUUAAAUUUAAUUAAAAAACUAUACUUAUUUGGUACUUUUUAAAGUUUAGGAAUUUAAAAAUCUUAAAGAUAAUGUUAAAAAAUAUUAAUAAAUAUAAAAAAAUUAAACUGAAGUUAAAAUCGUAAUUAUACUACCUCGAAUAUGAUGCAAUUCGAUUUAAAAUCGAAUUCAUCAUAAUAUCUAGAUUAAAAAACGUUUAAACUUUAAAAAAAUAAUUAUAUAUACAUAUAUAAAAAAAUAUAAAAAUAAAUGUGCAAUAUUAUUAUAGAGUUUCGAAGCUAUAUAGUUUCUGCUAAACAUUCUUCUAUUUCAUAGAAUUUAUUGUAUAUAUUUAUUUCCAAUUUUGUAAAUAUUCAUUUGUUUAAUAUUAUUCUCUUAUAGAAAAUAAAUUGGAAAAAAAUUAUUAGAACACAAUUAUAUUUUAAUGACAGAGUUGUGAAAACAAUAUUUUUGGACCACUAGGGACCAUAUAUAUAUAUAUAACAAUAUUAGUUGCUUAUAUAUAUUUUUACAUAUCUAAAAAUCAAACGUUUGGAUAGUAAUUUAGCAAGCUAAAUGGAAGAAAAAUAUUAAAAAUAUCACUAAAAUAAAAAGAAUAAAAAUGAAAUUUAUUUUAAUUUUAUAAUUGAUUAUUACUACUUUAAAAUCCGUUUUUAAUCGAUGCAAAUUAAACAUUACUUAAAAAAAAAUCAAUUAGAAAAAGUUUUAGUAAAAGUUAACUAUAUAUAGAAAAUAAAAAUUAAUGUUUAAUCAUAGACAAAUCCAAAAAAUUCCAAAAAUAAAAAGCUAUCUGUUUAAAUAAUAUUAAUAAUUGUAAGUAAAUUAAAUCGUAGCAUUAAAUUAUAGCAAUAUUAUACAUAUCCUGUGCCGAGUAGUAAAUCGAAAAAUAAAGCUAUAAUUAAUAAAAAGUAUUAUUUAGCUGUAUUCUUUUAAAAGCAAUCAUAAUAAAAAUUAAUAUUCUCGAACCAAUAUUAUAAAAAUAGAUAUUAUGAUUCAUUAUAAUUUAAAUAUAUAUUUCGAUACAAAUAUUAAAAGAAUACAACUACAAACACAUUACGCCAAAUUAGAAGUAUUAUCUUGUAAACGAUCGUUUCAAUCGUUGUUAUGUAAAUCUUUAAAUUUUAGAUAAUAAAUAAUAGUUGAUCCAAUCAUGCUUUCUAUUCAAACACUUCACUUUUCAUUUUAUUUUAUGGCACUUUAAAAUAAAGCAACAUUAAAUAAACUAUUGAUCAUUUUAUAUAUUUUUUUUAUUAUGUAUUAUUAAAUCUCUAACUCGACAUCGACACUUUAUUCUUAUUCAAUAUUUAUAAUAUAUAAUGCACAUAUUGUCCUACUCAUUUCUACUUAUUUUUCAAUAUUUCAAUAUUUUAUAUAUCAAUAUAAAACUUAUAUCAAAUGUAUGAAAAAAAUUACUGAUCGUACAACUUAUACACGACGUAUGUACACAUUUUUUUUUUAUAGUUAUAACAUAAUUAAAAAGGAGCACUUUUUAUAGUUAUAACAUAAUUAAAAAUGAAAAUAUUCGAACGAUUCUAACACAUUCUUUGCCGCAAUUAAAGAAAUAAAAUUUUCUUAAUAAAACUAAAUUAAUCGUAUCACCUAACCUAAUUUGCAUGCAGUGUGUAUGUGCUAUUUAUAUAUAAAUGCACAAUAAGAUAGUCGCAAAUACAAACAAUAUAAAAUAAAACAGAAAUUUUUUUUUUCUUUUGUUGCUAUUUAUGUAAAAAAUAUUCAUCGUAUCGGGUCAAUUAAUAAAGAUCGAUGAAAAUUUCGUAAAGAUCACAUUAUAUUUAUAAACACAUUUUAUUUAUUCGUAUGUAUAUCGUUAAUAAAUGGUGAUAUAAUAAUGACAAUGAAAUGUAUAGCGCCGAGCAUAAAACGAGCAGUCAUAUUAUAAUUAUUAUUAAUAUUCUCCUUAUUAUAAUCUUACUGUACUGGAUGUGUGCCUACCUACUGUGCUUGCAACGUUUAUGGUCUUGUCCAAGUAUUUUUCUUAUUACUUCUUUUUUUUCAUUUCUUUCCUUUCGUCAUUACUAAUCUUUAUUUAUUUACUAUUUAUUCAUAAUAAUCCAUAAUAAUUAAUAAUAAUAAUAAUGUAACCACGGAUGUAAACGUAUGCGUUGUUUCUAAUAAGGUAUAAACAGUUUCCACACACUAAUUGUUUACUUACUUGUUUUUUUCUUUUGUUCUUUAUGUAAUCGUAAUCGUCGUUUAAUUAUAGUAAGCUACUUAAAUAUUAAUUAUAUUAAUCUCGUGUCUUCGUGGAAUUAUUUUCUGGCCAACGCUUUAAUAAAAGCCGGCCUCGUACAAAAAACAUUCAAUUCCCGUUCGAUAUAACAUUAUACAUCAAAAUGUCUGUACGUGUAUAUAUAUGUGUAUGCGUGUGCGUGUGGUGUAUUCGCGCGCGCGCACGCUUGGUGUGUUAUGUUUUUUCUUUCAUUUCGAUGCGUGAAAGACACUUUUUUGUAUUUUCUUUUUUUUUUUUUUUUUUUCUUUUUUUUUUACUUCGUUAUGUAAAAUUUUUUCUCACACAUCCGAAGAAAAAAGUCAUCUAAUAAAGUUGAACUAACACACGGGGGGCAGCACAGCGUUUCGUUCGUUUUUCUUUUUCUUUUUUAUUUUUAUUUCAUAUUUGAAUAUCGAAAGGAAACCCAGACAGAAGAGAUCGAUCGAUGUUUGCCUGUGCCUCUUUUCUAGCUUAUUUUUAUUCAUAUUUUUUUUUUUUUUUUUUUAUUUUGAUGAAAGAAAAAGAAGAAACAAAGCGUCCGAAUAACUUCAGAACGCGGUGACAAUGCCAUUUCCGCUUCCAGCGGCACAAUCACUUGUGAUUGUAUCCGCAUGUAUGUAAUACAAAUAUCUCUAAUAAUAUACAAAUCAUCGUAAAUAUCAUCAUUUACCGCCGAUCCGUAAUCGCAAAUGAUACUUCGUUCGUCGGAGGGACAUUGUCAAUGAAUCGUAAAAAAAUUACAUAACUUGACGCACGCGCGUUAGAAAAUUAGUAAUCUAUUUGAGAGAAAUCAUAUAAAAAAAAAUAUAUAUAUAUAUAACGAGUCGAAAAUUUAAGUCAAAAUUAAAAACAGUCACACCACAAAAACAGUCUCUUUCUAAUGCAUUUGAAGAUUUAACAUCCAAUCUUCUUCUGGUCAUCGUUGUAUAAAAAACGAUUUUUGCAGAAAUCACUCGAGUAUUCAAAUGCAUUAGAAAGCAAUCUAUGACAUCAUACUCUGAAAAGUGAUUUGAAUGGACUUUGAAUUAUAUAAAAAAAAAAUAAUAAAAGAAUGAUAAAAAAGAAAAAUCUCGUAAAAAUACCGUACAGUGAUUGUAAAAGUGCGACAUAUACACAUAUAACUAAAAAAGCAAACGAUCAAACGAAGAUCACAAUGUGAUAUACGGUACGUUGCUGAAACGCUAGGUACGUAACUCAUUUUGCACAGUAAGAGCCAAUGCUGUAUGAAGCGACCGCAAGACGCCUUCUCCCUGAAUCAGUAUCAGGGGCGCUAUCUAACGUCGUAUAUCGCAACCAUAAAUGAUUUCGCCUCUUCACAUUAAAUUGCAUCGUAUAAAUCAUAUCAUGGUUUACGUCUAUUUGCACAACGGUACGAUACAUUCAUUUUGGCCACUAUUCAUCGAAGAAGAUCUUUCACAAACCUGAAUGUGUCAGGCUAUUGCAUUUGAUAUAUUGCAAACCUACGAUAUUCUAAUGACUUAUAAGAUAGCCCCAUUCUGUUAAUCAUUCCUUAUAAUUUUUCUCGUAUUAUUUUUCGUAGGGGGAGGGGAAAA
Molecule: messenger RNA, 5216 nt
Organism: Apis mellifera (honey bee)
Lineage: Eukaryota; Metazoa; Arthropoda; Insecta; Hymenoptera; Apidae
Exons: 6
Coding region: 74-1015 (313 amino acids)
Biological process (GO): lipid metabolic process
Cellular component (GO): membrane
Molecular function (GO): oxidoreductase activity, acting on the CH-CH group of donors
Source: RefSeq, a predicted model, not a curated record